AAACGUAGUCGGUGGACGUCUUUGGUAACGUAGAAAUAUAAGGAAACCACUUCAACGGUGAUAGCGUGUUAAAGGAAAAUGCAAAUGAACGUAUUUUAAAAUUUUAAAAAAAUGUUGGGGGUGACAUUGACAGAUACGUACUAGCUUGAUGACGUCAAAACUGGCACUAAAUUAAGAUUUAUAAGAGUACAAAGUUGACCACCCUCCAAAAAUAUAUAGAUAUGUAUAUAUGACAUUAAUAAAGGUACUUAAACAUUAAAUGAACAUUUCUUAAUUUAUAUUUUCUUUUUUGACGAGUAGUAACCAAAGUUUGAAAGUCAAAGCGGCGUCUUCGUAACCAAAGCAAUGCCAACAAAAAAUUUAAUUUAGCGUUUUAAUAUGUUGAUCGUUUUAUAAUUUUAAGACGAAUAUAAAUCUUUAAGGCGAGAUUUUAUUAAACUCAACGAUGUUUACGGAAGCGGGUGUCCGGUCAAACUGUGACAACUUCCGGUUGAGCUAGCAAGCUUAGUGGCCGCUCGAGUUUAAGGAGAUUUUCAUGCCUUGAAUUGCUUUCCUGCGUUUUUAGCAGGUUGCUGUGAUGUCAUCAGAGUCGGCUCCCGCCACGCCCACCCCGGGAGACGCGUACAAGGGCUGGCUCUUCAAGUGGACCAACUACAUCAAAGGUUACCAGAGACGCUGGUUUGUCCUCAACAAUGGGAUGCUGUCGUAUUACAGGAACCAAGCCGAGAUGGGCCACACGUGCCGCGGCACCAUCAACCUGGCCAUGGCCAGCAUCACGGUGGAGGACUCGUGCAAUUUUGUCAUCUCCAACGGCGGCGCGCAGACGUACCACCUGAAGGCCAGCUCAGAGGUGGAGCGCCAACGUUGGAUCACCGCCUUGGAACUAGCCAUACCGUCAGGUGGGUCAAGAGUUUCUCCCACGUUUUCCUCCGGUUCUUUUACCGGCGACGCCCUCUCUCGUUCGUCCGCAGACGACUCUGCCGACGAGGCGUCGGAAACGGGGACCGCCUCGGGGCAGGACGGCGUCCGAGGAUUGGAGAUCCAGGCCACGCUGCGCACGCUCAGCAGCAAAGUGGAGGACCUUAACACGUGUAAUGAUCUCAUAGUCAAGCAAGGAUCAGCAUUGCAAAGAUCCUUGUCGGAACUGGAGGCCCUUCCGUCGGCGGCCGACGCCAGCGAGAAGAUCCGGCAAGUGACGGAGAGGGCCACGCUCUUCCGGAUCACCUCCGACGCCAUGAUCAAGGCCUGCCGCGACUUCCUGUCCAUGGCGCAGAACCACAGCAAGCGCUGGCAAAAGGCCUUGCAGCUGGAGCGGGCGCAGCGCAUCCGCUUGGAGGAGACGCUAGAACAGCUGGCCAAGCAGCACAACCACCUGGAGAGAGCUUUUAGGGGCGCGCCCGCCUCCUACGCCGACGCCCAGUUAUGCAACAAAGGCCUAAUUUCCGGCAAGGGCGACGCCAGCGACGAGGAUGACGACAGCGAGUUUUUCGACGCCAUGGAGGACCCCGCCGAGUUCAUCACCGUCCCCGCCGAGCCAGAGAGAUCCGGCAGCAUCGUAAGCGGGCUGAGCAACGAGACCGCCGCCACGGACGAGCUGUCGUCGGACGAGCUGUCCGUCGCGUCCGAGUCGCCGUCGGCUGUAGUGGGGCAGCGCCGGACGCGCAUCCCGGAGAAGCCCGACUACUACCUCAACCUGUGGAGCGUGAUGAAGAACUGCAUCGGCAAGGAGCUCUCCAAGAUCCCCAUGCCGGUCAACUUCAACGAACCGCUGUCCAUGCUGCAACGCCUGACUGAGGAUUUGGAGUACUACGAGCUGCUGGACAAGGCCGCCAAGUGCGGCGGCUCCCUAGAGCAGAUGUGCUACGUGGCCGCCUUCACCGUGUCGUCCUACUCCACCACCGUGCAUCGCACCGGGAAGCCCUUCAACCCGCUGCUCGGGGAGACCUUCGAGUUGGAUCGUUUGCGGGAGUGCGGCUACCGGUCACUUUGUGAACAGGUGAGCCACCACCCGCCGGCAGCGGCCCACCACGCCUUCUCGGAAAAAGGCUGGACGCUCCGACAAGAAAUCGUUUUAGCCAGCAAGUUUCGUGGGAAAUACUUGUCCAUCAUCCCUUUGGGUUCAAUCCAGUGUAUGUUCAACAAGAGCGGCAACCAUUACUCUUGGAAGAAAGUCACUACCACAGUGCACAAUAUUAUCGUGGGAAAAUUGUGGAUUGAUCAGUCGGGCGAGAUUGACGUGGUCAACCACAAGACGGGCGAUCGCUGCCAUCUCAAGUUUUCGCCCUAUAGUUAUUUCUCCAGAGACGUACAAAGAAAGGUGACGGGCGUGGUGACGGAUGCCGAGGGCAAGGCGCACUACGUGCUAUCGGGCACGUGGGACGACAAACUGGAGCUGUCCCGGAUCCUGCAGAGCAGCACCGGCGCCGAUGGCAACGAGGGCAAGCAGAGGACCGUGUACCGCACCCUCAAAGCCAAGGAGAUCUGGAGGAAGAACCCCUUGCCGGAGGGGGCGGAGAACAUGUACUUCUUCUCGGCGCUGGCGCUGACGCUCAACGAGGACGAGGAGGGCGUGGCGCCCACCGACAGCCGGCGACGCCCCGACCAGCGUCUGAUGGAGGAGGGCCAGUGGGAGGCCGCCAACGCCGAGAAGCAGAGGCUGGAGGAGAAGCAGCGGGCCGCUCGUAGAGAGCGCGAGCGGGACUCGGUCCGGCUCACCGACGCAGACGCCGCCGACCAAGAAGCCAAUCUUGAACUACAGCUGGCCGGAGCCGACACGGACGAGAUGGCGACGGAAGCCAGCGAGGGUUCAGACGAAACCCAAGAAACUCAAAGUUCUGCCGGAGCCACUAACAAAAGCGGCCAAGCCGACAGCAGCUACCAGGCGCUGUGGUUCCACAAGGCGCACGACCCCGUUUCGGGGGAGACGAUGCACGUCUACAAGGGAGGCUACUGGGAGACCAAAGACGGCGGCGACGGCUGGGACGUCUGCCCCGACAUCUUCUAACAAAGCAAUACCUUUCCAACAUCAAAUACCGUAUUUUCCGGACUAUAAGUUGCACUUUUUUCAUAGUUUGGCUGGACCGGCGACCCAUACUCAAGUGCGAUUUAUAUUUGUGUGUUUUUUUGGUUUUUUUUCCACUUUGUCCGCCGACAGCCUGUUAUGUUGGUUUUUAUGCUAUUUUAAUAUUGAGUUUUAGUGUGUUCUAGUUGAAUUAAAUUUGGGAUUUAUCCAUUCCUUUUUUUUUUGUUUUAGUAUCAUUCAGAUAAAUGUCCAAUUCACAUUGCUGUUUAGUGUGUUAUAAAUUGACACAUUGAAGUUUUUUUUUUUCAU
This is a messenger RNA of Corythoichthys intestinalis (scribbled pipefish), 3331 nucleotides long. RefSeq names its product oxysterol-binding protein 1-like. The coding region runs from base 578 to 3004 and encodes 808 amino acids. The record is from RefSeq and is a predicted model, not a curated record. The transcript is spliced from 18 exons. NCBI's taxonomy places the organism in Eukaryota, Metazoa, Chordata, Actinopteri, Syngnathiformes, Syngnathidae. Gene Ontology annotation, cellular component: plasma membrane; perinuclear endoplasmic reticulum; cytosol. Gene Ontology annotation, molecular function: sterol binding.